Molecule: messenger RNA, 1470 nt
Organism: Jaminaea rosea
Lineage: Eukaryota; Fungi; Basidiomycota; Exobasidiomycetes; Microstromatales
Exons: 2
Coding region: 126-1145 (339 amino acids)
Source: RefSeq, a predicted model, not a curated record
GGCGGGCACCUCUCCUCUCCCUCCUAUGUCGGACGAGAGCGUUCCAACGAUGCCGACGCCACGAGUCGCCUCUCCUUCCACUGAUGCAAACGCCGAUGCCCAUCUCACCGCCGCUUUAGAAGAAAAUGCGAACGCGAAUACCCACCUGGUGGGAGGACACCCGGCCUACGCCAAGGGCACGGCGAGCAAUAUGGCCAGUCGGUGGGAGAGGAUGGGUGGGGCGAUUCAACAUCAACAGUCGCAGCCCAAGGCGCAGAGGAGUGGUACGGCGCUGCGUAAUGGGUAUGGUUCAGCGGGGACAGGGGGUCAGACGGGAGCGAGAAGUGGGACAGGGACAGGCUUGCAAGCGCCCAUCGCUUUGCCCGGACUGGCGAAGGGGAACAAGCCUGCAUGGGGAGCGCGUGACGGGACGGAUGACAACGAUGGCGAGAAGCUCGAGCCUGCAUUGUCAGCCUCGCCAGCACAAGCGCUGCCCCCUGCUCCGCUCAAACCAUGGGAGCGUGAAGCCCUCGAGCGUGAAGCCGCUCUUGCCCGAUUCGUCUCUGCUGGUCGAUCCGACUCUCCCUCACCACCACCUCUCCAGCCCAGUGUCGCCUCUCCACCCUCAAGGCUGCGCCACGCCGACGACGUCAUCAAAUCCGUCUCCAGCUCCUCCUCGCCCACACCUACACCUACCCCAGGCGGAGGCGCAGGAGCGGAGCAGAGCCCCGAGCAGACGGCCGCUGCACGCUAUCGUAGUGUCGCGAGCCUCAUCGAUCGAUGGCAGGCCAAUGCGGGAGGAGCGGAUGGCGAGCAGAAGACUCAACAUCAUCAGAGAGGCAGGGAAAAGGGGUGGGGAGAGAUCGGUAGUCGUGCGGCGGGUACGGCGGCGGCGGCGGCGGGGGGCGCGGCUGCUCAACGACUACCGGGACGGGAUGUUUGAACGUGACGUUGAGAUGAGGAAAUGCAUGCACGACCCGCCAAUCUAUCCAAUCCUUCUGUGUCCUUCAAAUUCCCAUCCAUCCGGCAUUGGGCCAUGUUUCCCCUCGCCUUUUUGCGAGUCGCGGCGUCGCGGCUACGUCAUCCUGUCAGAUUCUUGUAAAGUACGUCAUCGUAUUGACACUCUCCCCUCGAUACCUCCAUGCCGGCACACCACCUACUCUUGACUCCCAUCUAGUGUCCCCCCUUCUUGACCUUGAUCGUGUCCCAAGCGGAUCGCUCCGCCUCCUCGUCGCUGAUCUCCUUGAUGUAGGGCGUGAGGUAGCGGUCACCUCCUCCUUGGUGACCCACUUGUCCUUGGGCAGGUCGCGAUGCAGGAUCGACUGCUGGACCGCUUGGCGCAAGCGGAAGGCACGGUCGUAUGACUCGCGCUCGCCCAUACGGGAGAUUGCCUGGUGCGAGGACGAAGGGGGAAGGGUCAGCGAUCCGCCCGCGGUGACAGAGAGAGGAGUAGGUCGAAGUUGCCCUGCUGAGGGAACCGUCUGUCCCAAG